AUGAAUCACCCGUCACUCGUUUCAAUCUUGCUCGCGCUGGCCGCGCUGUACACAUACGAAGUUACUUCUCUUGCGGUACCCCGGCCACCGACUUUAAAGAGCCGUUCACUCCUUCCACCUUAUUCGUUACCCCAGGAUGACCUGCUCGACUUGACAAGAGGAGCUGAUAUCGCGACAAAACAACUUGGCUAUUUAUAUGGUCCUCCGGUUGCUGGCGGGCCUUUCUUUCCCACCGGCGCCUUAGGUCUGGCAAGAGUUUUGGCCGAUCAAGCAGAGAUUCAGCUCGAUGAGGCCCCAGUCCUUGCGGCCAUUGCUGUCGAUACCACCGACAGUACGGUUUCGGCUCCCGAGUACAAUGGCCUGCAGACUCUGGACGACUACACUCUACUAUAUGACGGCCACUGGAAGGCAACUCUCCCAUCUGGCCCGGUUCCAGGAAUGGAGACCAAUUACACCCAAGACCUACUGUUCUCAAUGGAGCGCCUCUCCUUCAGCCCCUACCAGGUGAGAAGGCUCAACCCUUCCUCGGAUACGUUACAGUUCAGUGUCGACGAUGAUACUGCGACGAACCUCACAGGUAUGACGCUACAACAAUUGUUUGAAGACGGACGGCUCUUCUAUGCCGAUUAUCGAGAUCAGAAAGAUCUGACUCCAACUGAUCGGUUCUCUGCCGCUUGCGACGCUUUCUUCUACAUUGACCAGACAUCCGGAGAUUUCUUACCCCUCGCUAUCCGUACAAACGUAGGGUCCAGUCUGAUCUACACACCAAAUGACGAUCCCUCCGACUGGCUCCUCGCAAAGAUCAUGUACAAUGUCAAUGACUUCUGGUUUGCGCAGUGGAAACAUCUUGCGAGCACCCAUGAGGUUGUCCAAAUCACAUACCUAGCCGCCAUCCGAACUCUCAGCGAUAACCAUCCCGUUCUUGCUUUGCUGAACCGCAUCAUGUACGAGGUCUACGCUAUACAACCGCUGGCGGAAACUCUUCUGUUCCUUCCUGGUGCAGCUGUCGACCAGGUCUUCGCUUAUACAGGUACUUCGGCGCAAGACUACACCACCAACCUCUAUGCGAACGGUGGUAGUGGUCGCUUUCAGGCCAACUAUUUUGAGGCCGAGCUUGAGUCCCGCGGGCUGAUCAAUUCCAACUUCGGCCCGGCCUUGAAAAAUUUCCCUUUCUACGAAGAUGCUUCAACUAUAUAUAACGCUAUCCAUGCCUUUAUGACAUCCUUUGUGAACUCAUACUACUCCUCAGACUCAGACAUCACGGCCGAUAAUGAAAUGCAAGCAUGGGUAAAAGAGUCACAAGGCCCCGCUGAGGCGAUUGACUUUCCUUCGAUCACGACGCGAAGCGCCCUGAUCGAUGCGUUAACACAUAUGGCCCAUCUUGCGUCUACCUCUCACCACACAGUUAACACGAACGAGUUGCUGUCCGCCAGUUCUACGUUACCCUUUCAUCCCCCAUCGCUCUAUCAGCCACCACCGUCUUCCAAAGGGUUUACGAACGUGGUGGAGUUCCUUCCACCGCUUGACAAGGUUGAAGCGCAAUUCAGCGUGGCUGCCAUUUUCGUACGCCCCUUUUUCGUGGGCACGAACCGCACUCUGAUGCACAUGUUUGAUGAUCCUGCGACACUCAGUCGCAUGAAUAGCGCAACUCAAGCGGCGGCCACAACUUUUUACAACAGCAUGCAGGCAUUCAGCGAACAGGUUGCUGCACGUACAUUCGACCAAAAUGGCUUGUCACAGGGGAUGCCGUUUGUGUGGCAGGCCUUGGAUCCCAAUGUGGCGCCGUUUUCCAUCACUUCUUAG
Fonsecaea multimorphosa CBS 102226 is the source of this 1803-nucleotide messenger RNA. RefSeq lists its product as uncharacterized. Gene Ontology annotation, biological process: lipid oxidation. The record is from RefSeq and is a predicted model, not a curated record. Bases 1 to 1803 code for a protein of 600 amino acids. The transcript is spliced from 2 exons. Lineage: Eukaryota; Fungi; Ascomycota; Eurotiomycetes; Chaetothyriales; Herpotrichiellaceae. Gene Ontology annotation, molecular function: oxidoreductase activity, acting on single donors with incorporation of molecular oxygen, incorporation of two atoms of oxygen; metal ion binding.